Zingiber officinale is the source of this 1033-nucleotide messenger RNA. Its product is annotated as 50S ribosomal protein L25-like. The transcript has 3 exons. Lineage: Eukaryota; Viridiplantae; Streptophyta; Magnoliopsida; Zingiberales; Zingiberaceae. Gene Ontology annotation, biological process: translation. Gene Ontology annotation, molecular function: 5S rRNA binding. The record is from RefSeq and is a predicted model, not a curated record. Bases 39 to 734 code for a protein of 231 amino acids. Gene Ontology annotation, cellular component: cytosolic large ribosomal subunit.
UCCAGUCACCUCUCCGCAAAGAGGCGGCCGAAGGAGAGAUGGCGCGGUGGCGGAGAGCCGGAGCAGGGUUUCUCCAGGCGGCGUCAACGCCGCUGUGGCAGGGGGAUGCUACCCACGAAUACCACCUAACGGUCCAGGCCGUCCUGAGGGAGUAUACCGGGAGCCGUUACGCCGCCAAGCAGCGAGCCGCCGGCCGGAUUCCCGCGGCGGUCCUCACCCGGCGCCACGGCAGUGACGACAUCUCUAACACUCAGCUCCUCACCACCGACGAAAAUCAAAUCCGUGAGAUUCUCGAUCGGUCACCCUUCUUUUGCUCCACUCCCAUCAAGCUCCAAGUCCGCGCCAGACCUGACUCCACCGUUGUCCUUCGAUCCGGCACUGUUCUACCUAUCCAGGUCCAUAAGAGCCAGGAGACGGGGCAAAUAAUGAACUUGAUGUUUGAAUGGGCGGAUGAAGGCUCGGUGUUGAAGGUUGACGUGCCUGUUAUCUACAAGGGAGAGGAUGCCUGCCCUGGAUUGAAAAAAGGUGGUUAUCUUCAUAAGAUAAUAGUCAGCCUACCGUACCUCUGUCCUUCGGAACACAUUCCUCAAAAAAUCGAGGUGAACCUAACACAUCUGGACAUUGGAGAUGUAGUUCUAGUGCGCGACAUUGCAGUCCAUCCUUCGCUGAAGCUGCUGAGUGAAAUCAACGACAAGGCAAUAUGUAAGAUCAUAGCAACGAAACCGGAUGAGUGAAAAACUAAGAUUGGAAGAAAGGAUUCUGAAAUGGCAGAAGAUGGAGAAGCCUAAAGAAUGAUACAUGUUUGCCUACAUAUCUGUGAUCUAUUCAUUCUCAGUUCGAGAACUUGUAAUCUACUAUCGAAGGGUCCCCAAGGUUAGUGUGGUGGAAGAAAUGAAAUCUUCCUGUUUCUUGUGUUAUAUUUUUUUUUUAUAAUCAGUAAUAAACUUAGGUGACGUUUAGUUAAAUGACUGGAAUGACUAUGGAUAUGAGUUUGAUAGUAAAGUGGAAUGAGAAUGAAAUCCACUUAGUUAUA